AUGAGUGACGAUAGGCGCGGGCACCUCCCGUUGUCACGCGGGGACGAGUUCAUGAUGGACAUUGACGGACGCCUGGUCGGCGACGAGCUGUACGACAUGCCAUUGACGCUGCACCUCGAAGUCGACAGUUUCAGCGACCUCUGGGCUGUCCAGGACGCACAACACGCCGACCUUGGCAUCGAUGAACUGAUAGCGUGGGACAGCGGAAGUCCUCUGGAGGAACACGGCGACGUGGGCAGCGUGGCUAUAUACGACCUUGGCGUUGCUCCGCGGCCUCAGUGGCGUCCGGGGAACGCUGCGGGUAUGAGCGAGGCGCAGAAGAGGGCUGCGGGGUUCAAGCAGGUACACGCCAAGACCAACGCGGCGUUCAUGUUGUGCGGCUGCGACCCCGACAACCAGCCGUGCCCCGUGGCCUCCGUGGGACAGACGGUGCAUUUCGACCGCCGGCCCAGCGUGAACUGCCUCGCGAUGGAGGACAACAUCAUCUUUUGGGAGGUGCUGCCUGCCGGGAUGCCGCCGGCGUUGCUUGGGGCGGCUGCGAAUAUUUUCGUGCCCCGCCUGGUCGAGGAGGUCGUGAGGGGCGUGCACUCGGUUCUGUGGGCGGGCCACCGGGUGGGGCCCAACUAUGACGUCCCGCUACAGGAUGCCAUGGAGCGGCUGGCGGGGUGCAGGAGCGCGAGGAACCGGUACGUGUACGUAAUGGAGGUCUUUUUCCGGGGGCGCAACCGGGCGUCUACGGCGCACCUCGGGUACGAGCUGAACGAGGGGUUCCGGGACUUCGUGGUGCGGUCGGGGGCGCGGUGGCCGGGGAUGGUGCUGUCGCGGGAGGCGAUCGGGGAGCUGCUUCAGAGAUACGGGCGGAAAGGCGCCAGGAUCAGGCAUGUGGAGGAACAGGAAUAG
Molecule: messenger RNA, 900 nt
Organism: Pedinophyceae sp. YPF-701
Lineage: Eukaryota; Viridiplantae; Chlorophyta; Pedinophyceae
Source: the annotation of a GenBank genome assembly